AUGGCUCUCUCGACGGUUCUCCUCAGCAUCACCACGCUGGUUCUCACAGACUUGCACCUGUCGAGAGCCAGCGACCGGCAUGCGGUGUACUGGAACAGCUCCAACAUACUGCUACGAAGGGAGGGCUUCACGGUGCAGGUCAGCGUUAACGACUACCUGGACAUCUACUGCCCUCACUACAACACCAGCCAGCGAGGGACGCUGGAGCGCGUCACAGCCGAGCAGUACAUCCUCUACAUGGUCAGCUACCGCGGCUACCGCACCUGUGACCCCCAGCUGGGCUUCAAGCGCUGGGAGUGCAACCGGCCCCACGCGCCUCACGCACCCAUCAAGUUCUCUGAGAAGUUCCAGCGCUACAGCGCCUUCUCGCUGGGCUACGAGUUCACCGUGGGCCAGGAGUACUACUACAUCUCCACGCCCACCCACCACCAUGGCCACAGCUGCCUGAGACUGAGGGUCUACGUCUGCUGCUCCACCGUCUCCCAGGCAGAUGACGACUCCAGUCAGACUUCUCCCGACUACACGGUCAGGCCGAACAUCAAAAUACACAACCUCGAUGAAUUCAAUCCUGAAGUUCCCAAGCUGGAGAAAAGUGUCAGCGGCAGCAGCCAAUCACGUGACCGCCUUCUUCUCACGAUGGCGAUGCUGCUCCUGUCGUCGGCGCUCUUGUCCUAG
Messenger RNA from Limanda limanda (common dab), 675 nucleotides. It is a transcript of the gene efna3a, whose product is annotated as ephrin-A3a. The record is from RefSeq and is a predicted model, not a curated record. Gene Ontology annotation, molecular function: ephrin receptor binding. The transcript is spliced from 5 exons. Gene Ontology annotation, biological process: ephrin receptor signaling pathway; axon guidance. Gene Ontology annotation, cellular component: plasma membrane. Bases 1 to 675 code for a protein of 224 amino acids. NCBI's taxonomy places the organism in Eukaryota, Metazoa, Chordata, Actinopteri, Pleuronectiformes, Pleuronectidae.